AUGGGCUUCGCCAACUUUAACCCGUUGAAACGAGAACGCCAGAACUUCCCCGGCGUGGUCAUUCCUUUGGCCCCCGCCUCCGCUACUCACGUCUCGCCAGACCUGACUGAAAAAGAUGACAAGGCCUCGGACCGUGCGUCCUCAUCCCGCAGCUCCGGCCAAAAUGAAAAAGCCAGCACUCCCUUGACGUUAGAAGCUUUGCGAGCCGAAGUCGAAGCGGAUAUUGUCGCUUCUGGAAGUGACACUUCAUAUGACCGAAAAGCCAAGGUGGUGAACCGGGCUCUCCAAGACAUUGGCAUGGGCCGAUACCAAUGGGAGCUCUUUGCCCUCUGUGGCUGUGGGUGGCUUGCAGACAAUCUUUGGCUCCAGGGAAUCGCUCUCACGUUGACCCCAAUUUCAUAUGAAUUCGGCAUCUCCGAGUCACACGUCCGGUUCACGACCUGUGCUCUGUUCCUGGGUCUGUGCAUCGGUGCUUCUUUCUGGGGCAUCGCCUCGGAUAUUGUGGGUCGCCGACUGGCUUUCAACAUGACCUUGUUCCUGGCUGGCACCUUUGGUCUUGCCGCUGGCGGCGGUUCCAGCUGGAUUGGUGUCUGCGCCUUGUACUCCUGUCUUGGUCUCGGUGUCGGUGGCAACCUGCCCGUCGAUGGAACUCUCUUCCUCGAGUUCCUGCCCAUGGCCUCGGGCAACAUGUUGACCUUGCUGAGCGUCUGGUGGCCCGUCGGCCAACUCAUCUCCAGUCUCCUGGCCUGGGCCUUCAUUCCCCCCUUCACAUGUGCCAGCGCGGACGGCUGUACCAAAUCCCAGAACUGGGGAUGGCGGUACCUGAUCCUGACCCUGGGCGCCAUCACCUUCUGCAUGUUCAUCUCCCGAUUCUUCUUCUUCCACCUCUACGAAUCACCCAAGUACCUCCUGUCCCGUGGCCGCCAAGAAGAAGCCGUCGCCUCCGUGCACGGAAUCGCCUACAAGAACAAAACCCAGACAUGGCUGACCAACGAGAUCCUCAACGAAAUCGGCGGCUACGCCGAAGCCCAAGAGACCCAGAAGCUCACCGUCAGCCAGAUCGUCCAGCGCUUCUUCUCCAAGUUCUCCAUGCACCGCAUCCGCGCUCUCUUCGUCAAUAAGCGUCUGGGCGUCGAGACCGUUCUCCUCUGGUUCAUCUGGGCUACCAUCGGUAUGGGCUACCCUCUCUUCAACGCCUUCCUGCCCCAAUACCUCGCCAAGUCCGGCGGCCAGGUCAACUCCAGCUACAUCACGUACCGGAACUACGCGAUCACGUCGAUCGUCGGUGUCCCCGGCAGUAUUCUGGCGUGCUGGACCGUCGAGAAGAUCGGCCGCAAGGCCACCAUGGCCACCGCUACCUUGAUCACCGGUGUUCUUUUGUUCUGCUUCACCAUCUCCCCCGACGCCAACACGCAGCUGGGCAUCUCGUGUGUGGAAAAUCUGGCCCAGAACAUGUUCUACGGUGUCCUCUAUGCGUAUACUCCUGAAGUGUAUGCUGGCCCUGUUCGAGGCACGGCGACGGGUAUCUGCAGCUGUCUGAACCGGAUUGCCGGUCUUUGUGCGCCCCUGGUGGCGGUCUAUGCCUCGGGAAGUAACACCGAUGCGCCCAUCUACGCCUCUGGCGGCCUGAUUCUUGCCGCUGCCGUGGCGAUGAUUUGUCUGCCGAUUGAGACUCGUGGACGAGCAAUCAUGUAA
Messenger RNA from Penicillium diatomitis, 1695 nucleotides. Its product is annotated as MFS siderochrome iron transporter 1. NCBI's taxonomy places the organism in Eukaryota, Fungi, Ascomycota, Eurotiomycetes, Eurotiales, Aspergillaceae. Gene Ontology annotation, molecular function: transmembrane transporter activity. Gene Ontology annotation, cellular component: membrane. The transcript is spliced from 5 exons. The record is from RefSeq and is a predicted model, not a curated record. Gene Ontology annotation, biological process: transmembrane transport. Bases 1 to 1695 code for a protein of 564 amino acids.